Molecule: messenger RNA, 3374 nt
Organism: Meira miltonrushii
Lineage: Eukaryota; Fungi; Basidiomycota; Exobasidiomycetes; Exobasidiales; Brachybasidiaceae
Exons: 1
Coding region: 199-3330 (1043 amino acids)
Biological process (GO): regulation of DNA-templated transcription
Molecular function (GO): zinc ion binding; DNA-binding transcription factor activity, RNA polymerase II-specific
Source: RefSeq, a predicted model, not a curated record
CUGAUAUAAUGACAGAGGGCUGGUGCUUAUUUAAGCUCUUUGACGUUUUUUCGCUCCCAAGCCUUAAUUAGAUCUCCGCGGACAGGGAAUGAGAUGUGUCACCUGUUCAAAAAUGCAACUUUCUUUCGGUCCACAUUCACAUAGAAUUUAUUGACUCAUCCUUUUUCGCCAUCACAUCUAAACACCUAUAUCAUCAAAAUGAACAAUAGGCCGCCUUUAGCCGGCUAUCCACCACCUCGUGGUUACGGUCUUGACUCUUCUCGUCUAAUCGCACCUUAUCAAGCACACGGAAUCAAACCUUUUUAUCCUCCUCCAAACGUUGGAUCUUUACCUUCAUCCGUACCUUCGCCUUAUCGUAUCGAAGCAAUGCAAAGUGCAGAACGCAGACAUCAUUCUGAUUCUGUACAUGAAGGAGAUGAAAUGAUGGGAUCAAGCGAUGAAGAUUCUCGUGAAGUAAAUUAUUCGAAUCAUAGUCAUGGUACUCUAAUCUCCAAUUCUUCUCCCAAUGGAGCCAUGAGCCCAAAUACAUCAGCUUCCCGAGGAAAGAAAAGAACAGCACCAAAUGGUCCGAUCGCAUCUACUUCCAGAAAAGCUUCCAACACUGCCACACCAAAUAAAACAACUUCAUCCACCGCCUCUAAAGCACGAUCUAGUGAAGCGGCGCAAAGGACACCACCUGACUCAAGCGCUUCGGUUGACGGACAAAAGCGAAAAAAGAAAGCUGUUAGCUGUGAAGGAUGUAGAAGGAGAAAGUUGAAAUGUGAUCGUGGAUGGCCUUGUGGUGCUUGUCGCGAUCGUGAUGAAGCGCAUCUAUGCAGUUGGGAAGGUGGUACCAGACCGCAAGGAACAGGUCGAGAUCAAGAAAACGUUCCCCUUUUGGCAAGGAUGGAUAAGAUGGAGAUGCUUUUAGGCAAGAUAGCAGAUCGCAUUGGCAUCAAUGGACCUCCAAAUGGAAACAAAAAUGAGUCAAAUCCAAGUGUUCCGGUUCAUAGUGCUACAGAUAUUGCGACGCCUUCUAGCUCAGUAUUGACCAAUACUAAUGUCGGUGCAGCUUUGACUGUCAGACAGAAAGGUCCACCCGGUUCACUCAUGCGUGGUAUGAAUGUCUCGUUGCUACCAACAGCCAUUCAACCAAACACAAACGAUGAAAUGGCAGCCGAAUUAUUGGACAUUCUCAAAGCCAUGCCAGAUACAGCAAGCAUUCGAAAGAUGUGUCAUUGCUUUUUUGACGAAGUGAAUUGGAUGCAUUAUGCAGUCGAUGAGGACAACUUUUGGCAAAAGUUGUGCGAACAAGAAGAGAUUCGAACGAUGAUCGUGGGGGAAUCUACCCAGAUCAUUUCGACCGAGCAUGUUCGUAGUCAUCUUCAGUUUUUGGCUCUCACGCUUUGCAUGUGCGGGUUCGCAUUGCUUUACAGCGAUGAAUCAGAUUUUCCCGAAGUGGGCAGACUUGUUGGACUUUCCCCAGCAUAUGGGCCAUUCUUUGAUUCUGCCCAACGGGCUUUAUCUGCCACGAAUCCAUUUGACGAGCCAACACUAAUGUCCUUCCGUGUGUUGAUCUUGUUGAUUUGGGCAAUCGGCUGUGUUCGUGGACCUGCAAGCGGAAAUGCGGUUCAAGCGAUGACUUUAUCUCAAUUGCAAGCGUUAGAAUUGGAUAUCGAGCCUGCUGCUUCAAUGCCAAAAGCACAAGCACGAGACCGUAUUCGUUUGUUCCAUACUUUUGUCGUUAUGGAUUGGUUUGGUGCGGGUACGGUGAAGCGAAAUUAUUUUAUGCGUGAAGAGCCAAUCAAGCAUCCGUAUCUCUUUGCACGUCAAAAUGUCAAAGAAGGCUUAUCGGAAAAGGAUGGUUUCUUACUGCCAGAUAUGUGGCUCAAAUUGGAAGUUGCACGUAUCAAUAGACGUGCGGCCGAUCGGUCAGCAAUGACGGAGGAAGAGGCUUAUUCUACAACUUUACAACUACAAGAGGAAUUGGAUGAAAUUUUCUCUGAUCUUCCGCCAGAGUUUGAGAAUGAGAUCCAUGUUGACACGAAAGAGUUGGACAUACCUCGUUUCCAUCGAUUGGCAGUAUUGAUGCUUGUAGCCAAUCAGUUGAUCAACUUGCACAAAAGGUAUUACAUCCAAGGCUGGCUAAACCCUGUGUUUAGGACAUCGAGGGAUAUAUGUUUCUCUUCUGCAAGAAGGAUAUGCCUUUUGUUCCGUAAAACAUUCAGUCAUGCAGUUCCGAUGGACACAUUGAUGACCAUGGACGUUGAGCAAAUGAAGAGGGUCAUGGAUGGACGUCAAAAGCUCACUUCGAAAUUGUGGUACUUUGCACAUAGCAGUGUGGGUGCUUGUUUGCUUUUACAACAUCAUUAUGCCUUGAUGGAUGUUCAUCCUGACGCUGCUGGUCCUAAUGCCGACAAAGUUCGUGCAGAGAUCAUUGACGACCUGCGAUACACAAGGCGGUUGUUGUUGGCCAUGUCUGCCCGAUCGCAAAUUGCUCGUUCGGGUAUUGCUGUCUUGGCAAGACCUGAAUUGGCUUGCUCUGGAGGAGCAGAAGCGUCAAACUUCAACCAUGCUGAUACUAUGCAUCACCGAUCUAGACAUGCUUCCGGAACGUACGAUCCAGAUGGCUCGAUUGGUGAUGAAGAAUCUGCACGUAGGGCUGAAUUGGCCAAAGAUCUACAAAGUAUUACAGAUCAUGACUCUUUCGCUACUAAACGUUUCAAGAUGCAUGGUAAUGACGACUUUUUGAACUUUCGCUCCAGACGUCACAAUAGGCCUGCGAAUAACAGUGAAAUUGGCACAGGUACAACUCCCAGAUCGGUCGGAACGCCAGGUUCAUCGAGUAGUGUGAUGAAUGUAUCGCAAGGAACAAAUGGUCAAAGCAAUAAGUUUGGCGCACCAAAUGGAGAAGAGUCACAACAAGGUUCUUCUCAAUUUGUAGUUCCGUUCAAACCGCAACCAAGAACGCCCGGUAACGGUGCACAGAGAACCAAUCCUGCUCAAACGAAUGGGCUCAACAAUAGCCAUGCUCCUCAUUUGAGCAGUGCACAACUUUCCGAUAUGGAAGCAUUUUUGGAAUCGGCCUUAUCGACAGAUUUUACAACAGGCUUACCCGUUGCGCCUGAAGUUUCUUUUGAAAGAUCGGCAGAUCGAAUUGGAGGAACACAGCCUUUUGCUUCAAAUGGUGUUAUGAGACCUUUGAGUCCUUUCACUUCUGCUUUUUUGGGAAAUUGGGAUGCUUUCCAAUCAAAUCCUACUGCACAAAAUACCCCCAAUGGCAAUACCAAUGCCACCAUGCCAAAUGCAAAUUCCGGCACACCUAAUGGUGGGCAAAGUUGGGGCAUGUAAAAAGUUACUGAUUUAAUUCAUGUAGAAUGGUACAUUCAUAAGCU